This is a messenger RNA of Colletotrichum navitas, 514 nucleotides long. RefSeq lists its product as uncharacterized. The coding region runs from base 46 to 285 and encodes 79 amino acids. Lineage: Eukaryota; Fungi; Ascomycota; Sordariomycetes; Glomerellales; Glomerellaceae. The transcript has a single exon. The record is from RefSeq and is a predicted model, not a curated record.
AGCAACUUUGCUCAUCUAACGACACUGCAUUCCCGCCCGUUGCUCAUGACACCAACCGCGAACGUGGACAAGGCCCCAACUCUGCCCCCCUCCCUCACCACUAUCAAGCGUCAAUAUGGCCUGAUACUCGCAUCUUAUUCGGCAGCGCGAUCUCUGUACAAAGCUGUGGCGACAACCAUCUCAAACCAUCAAUCCUCGCUCACCCUACCCAACCGCGUCAACGCCCCAGAAGUCGCGUUGCUUCUUCCCUGUUCCCGUCACAUUCUACCGCUUACCCCUCUGUGACGCCACAUGUCUUGCCUGUAGACAUGGGAGCAAGAGGGAAUGUCUCCCGACUUGCGACCACGCAGCAAUCUACCUACCUUCUGUUCUACCCAUCCAUGCAUGCCUUACCGUUUCUGCGUUACCAUGCACACCAGCAAACCCCCGUAUACUAGGAAGACGCAUUGUCCGCAACCCGACUGUUGGCUUCAUCUCUGAAGAUACGGCCGCAAACAAGGGGCUCGCUGUUGUG